Molecule: messenger RNA, 1942 nt
Organism: Ahaetulla prasina
Lineage: Eukaryota; Metazoa; Chordata; Lepidosauria; Squamata; Colubridae
Gene: NEIL1
Product: nei like DNA glycosylase 1
Exons: 10
Coding region: 150-1376 (408 amino acids)
Biological process (GO): base-excision repair
Cellular component (GO): nucleus
Molecular function (GO): zinc ion binding; DNA N-glycosylase activity; DNA-(apurinic or apyrimidinic site) endonuclease activity
Source: RefSeq, a predicted model, not a curated record
GGCGGCGAACGGUAGUAGGCGGAGCCUGACUUCUGGGCAGCUGCAACAGCGACUAGUUGAAGUAGCAGGCAGACGGUGGCUGGGAGCGCUGCGUGGUGCCCUUUCUCUGCCCUUUUGAUUUUUGCCAGUCCCACCUUUUGGGGUUCAGAAUGCCGGAGGGCCCAGAGCUCUUUCUAGCCUCCAGAUACAUCAACGCAGAAUGUGCAGGAAUUACCUUCACAGGGAAGGUGGAAAAAUCCGAAGUCAGCAAGAAUCUGGAGGUGCCUUUUGAGAGCGAUGGAUACCUGAUCUCGGCUGUCUCCCGGGGCAAAGAACUGAAGCUCACUCUGACCCCCCUCAAGCGGGAGGGCUCGAAACAGCGCCCUAUGGAUCUGGUGUUCCGUUUCGGCAUGACUGGGAAUUUCAAAAUGGUCCCGGUUUCCGACAUGCCCAAACAUGCUCACCUGCGUUUCUAUACCCAAGAGAAGCCGCCCAGAGUUCUCUGCUACGUGGACGUCCGGCGUUUUGGCAAGUGGGAGGUGGACGGCACAUGGCAAGCAGACCGAGGGCCUUGCGUGAUGUUGGAGUAUGAACAAUUUAGAGACAACGUCCUGAGGAAUCUCUCGGACAAGGCCUUCAAUAAGCCCAUCUGUGAGGCUCUGCUCAACCAGAAGUUUUUCAACGGAGUUGGCAACUACUUGCGGGCUGAAAUUCUUUACCGAUCAAAAAUCCCUCCCUUUGAGAAGGCACGGACCGUUCUGGAAAAUCUGCAGCAAGGGCUGCAGGUUUCUGGUGCAACCUUGAGCAAGAAAGUGAAAUUGAAACGAGAGAACCCCGAUUUGCUGGAGGCCUGUCACCUGUUGCCCAUGGAGGCUGCGAAUCUAGGAGGUGGCAAAGGAUAUGAUCCCACCAAUCGAGAGGAUGCUGCAGUCUUUGAAGAGUGGCUGCACUGUUACUCUGUUCCCGGCAUGAAAUCCCUGCGAGAUGCUAAUGGCAGGACCAUCUGGUUCCAGGGAGACCCUGGACCUCUGGCUCCGAAAGAAAGGAAAUCUCAGAAAAAGAAGAGACAGUCAAAGUCUAAACCAGCCGUGCAGAGUUCAAAGGCCCCCAAGCCAAGGAGAAACUCAACCAUCAGUCCUGCUCAGAAAGAAGCUAAGGGAAGAACGAAACGUAGACCGGAGAACGGAGUUACACAAGAGGAGGAGGAGGACGGUAUAGUCAAGGGAGCCAGAGGACCCAAGACCAGAUCCCAGAGGUCAUCUUCUGAUUUGCAAGAGCCUUUGCUGCUAAGUUCUCCAGCUCCAGCACGGAAGAGGCGAACACCAGCUCAGAAAAACCAGAGUGAGAAAGCAAAGGCAUCAGCAAUCUCGCGAUCCAGACGGGUGAAGGCUUCCUAACACUUCUCAACGCAGAAGGAUCUUUGCACGAGCUUCAGGUGGCUCUUCAUGCUCCAGAGGAGGAGAUAAAUGCUGCAGCUUUGGGACCCAAGAUUACCGACUGAAGAACCCUCAUGAGCUUCAGGCAGAACGACACACGUCGUGCUCCAACGGAGGAGAUAAAUGCCGCUUUUUGUUUUGAGGUUAUCCAUUGAAGAACCUCCCGUGAACUUCAGGCAGAACUUCCCGCUCCAACGGAGGAGAUAAAGGCAGAGAUUUUGAUCCGAGAUUACCAGCCGAGAACAACGUGAGGCCAUUAUUUUGCUGCUCCCUCAUUUACCAACUUUUAAACUUAAGUGUUACGCAGAUUUCUUGGGGUUUUUAAAAACCUGCACCUGGGGAGAAGGGAGGGAAAUGCCUUUGGUUUCACAUCGUCCUGAUAAGGUGGAACUGAAAGGAGUCCCAGUAGUCUGAAUAGUUGUCACCUCUCAAAUUUCUUAUCAUGGAAAGAAAACCAGCGUAGCACAGGGAACUUUCUCAACAAAAUUGCCAGACAGCAAAGGGAUGAGAUUUAAUCUUCGACAGUU